Solea senegalensis (Senegalese sole) is the source of this 2950-nucleotide messenger RNA. It is a transcript of the gene znf384b, whose product is annotated as zinc finger protein 384 b. NCBI's taxonomy places the organism in Eukaryota, Metazoa, Chordata, Actinopteri, Pleuronectiformes, Soleidae. Gene Ontology annotation, cellular component: nucleus. The transcript has 10 exons. Gene Ontology annotation, molecular function: RNA polymerase II cis-regulatory region sequence-specific DNA binding; DNA-binding transcription factor activity, RNA polymerase II-specific. The record is from RefSeq and is a predicted model, not a curated record. The coding region runs from base 199 to 2016 and encodes 605 amino acids. Gene Ontology annotation, biological process: regulation of transcription by RNA polymerase II; central nervous system development.
UCAUCCGGAGGAAGUGAAGCCCAGACGAGGCAGCAGCCUGACCGGAGGAGGAAAAUCUUCAAGGAAGCAAAAAAAAGCGAAAAGAGGAUAGAAAAAACUUAAGCAGUUUACAGGAAUUUGGACACAUUUGGAAACUGUGUCCAAAUCGUCCCGGUGUACGGCAGUUUCGGAGAGCGAGACGGACUCGUCGAUUCCGAAAUGAUGGAGGAUUCUCAUUUUAAUUCAUCAUAUUUCUGGUCUCCUGUCCCAACGGUGCCAGGACAGAUUGAGAAUGCCAUGUUCCUGAACAAGAUGAAGGAGCAACAGGAAAAGAAUGCCUCUUUCUCUUCUUCCUCUGCAUCCCACUACCAGACGGCUCUGCUCACCAUCCCUACUCCUGGGGCUAAGACAGAUGGUGGAGGGCAAGCUGGUAGUGCGGCACACCUCCACCCUCCUCACAGCACCCAGAACAUCACGGUGCUGCCUGUCCCUUCCACAGGCAUUAUGACAGCAGCGGGUUUAGUCAUCACAACUCCUCAAGGCACACUAGUUUCUCCCACCUCCUCUCAGUCGUUUGUGUCUGGUCAUCCAGCAACAACCAUGAUUGUUUCAGCGCUCCAUUCUUCAGACAAAAAAGAGGGGGAUGGGACAUCCCAUGUUGUCGUGAUGCCUACGCCCUCAAAACGAGGUAGAAAGAAGAAGUUGACAACAGUGGCCCACGUUGGUCCUGCUGGAGGACAUGAAACACUAGUACUGGCACAUUUGACAGCUGGUGGCCAGGUGGCAUCUUUGCAGCAUCACAGUGGAGACCCAUAUGACCUAUCCAAUGAAGAGGAAGACCAUGGUCCAAAAGACAGCACAAAGACGUACAGGUGCCGGAUGUGUGCGGCGACCUUCUUCAGUAAGUCUGAUAUGCAGAUCCACUCCAAGUCGCACACAGAGGCCAAACCUCACAAGUGUCCUCACUGCGCCAAGUCAUUCGCCAACUCCAGCUACCUGGCCCAGCACAUCCGCAUCCACAGUGGGGCCAAGCCUUACACCUGCUCCUACUGCCAGAAAUCUUUCAGGCAGCUCAGUCAUUUACAGCAGCACACACGGAAUCACACAGAGUCAAAGCCUCACAAGUGUCCCCACUGUACCAAGUCUUUUGCCAACUCCAGCUAUCUGGCCCAACAUGUCCGUAUCCACACCGGAGUGAAACCCUACUCCUGCUCCUACUGUCAAAAGAGCUUUAGACAGCUCAGUCACCUUCAGCAACACAACAGGAUUCACACUGGAGACCGACCGUACAAAUGCAUCCAUCCUGGCUGUGAGAAGUCCUUCACGCAACUCUCAAAUUUACAGUCCCAUCGGCGUCAGCACAACAAAGACAAGCCCUACAAGUGCACCAACUGCAAUAAAGGAUACGUAGAUGCAGCGAGCCUGGAGGUGCACAUGUCUACGCACACUGUCAAACACGCCAGAAUCUACUCCUGUGGUCUCUGCAAUCGCACUUAUACCUCAGUAAGACAAAUGUCCAUUUCUGAAGAGCAUUUCUACAUGAAACAUUAUGAAUCUACUCACUGGCAACAGACGCCUGGCAGCUACUUUACACCAUGUAGUCACAUGUCCACUGUUUCCCCUCUACCUAUCCUCCCCUCAUCUCAGGAGACGUAUCUGGUGAAACACAUGGAGAAACACAACCCAGACCAGUUGACUGCACCAGCAGUUGUGGCAGCACAGUCGGAACAACAGAACCAGAGCCAAACCCAGGGCCAGGCUGGGGCUCAGAGCCGCAUUGAGGGCUCAGAUAGAGGAUCGAGCCGUGCUGGGGGAGCUGGAAGUGGAAGAGCGGGUGGAGGUCAGCAGGGACAGAGCCAGGGUAACUACCCCCAGACAGACAGCAUCCCCUGUCCAUUUGACCUGCACCAGUAUAAGACAGUAUCUGCCAGUGACAUCCAGUACAAACCAGUCAGUGUGGCUGAUAUUGCUUCUCACAAGGACCUCUGUCUCACUGUGUCGGCAUCCACCAUUCAAGUGGAGCAUCUCAACUCUUAGAGGUGAAGAAAAGGAGGGAGUGUGGGGGACGGGGAGGUUAAAAUUAAUUCAAGAAUGCAAGAAAUGGAGGAUGGAGAGUCAAAGGAUAAAAGCAAUACUAAGAUGAAACAAGAACUAUGGAACAUUUAAUUGUUCCUGAACAGUGGCUUCAGGCUGACAGGACAAUGAUAAUGGUGACUCAGUAUACUGAAGACUAUAAUUUUGUUUUUUGUUUUAGUUUGUCUCUUAUUGUCUUUCUGCCUUUUUGAUUUGUUUUCCCUUUGCUUAGCUGUCCUGUCUUGGUAUAAAGUGCAUGUAAAAGCUGCAAUAAAGUGUGUUUGUCCAUCACAGUGAUGGUUUUACAAGAGGAAGAGAAUCAAAGAAACAGUGCUUCUGUUGUUUUAUCACCUCUUACUCUUCCCGACAAAUACAGACUUGACCAUAGCAACUUAUGGUCUCUCUGUCGUUGAAAUUGGUAGUUAAUUGUGAAAGUAAUUUUUUAUACUUUCAUACGGUCUUUCAGUUUUUAUUGUGUUAUUGCCUUUACUGUGUUAUAAAUUAUGUGACUGCUAUGAAUUAUUUUUAACCUCAAAGGGAUUUAGAGUUCAUUUCUUUUUCAGGAAAGAAAAAUAUCAAUCAAGUAUAUAUAGAUAUAUACUACAAGUUCAUGAAUAAUGAUUGUAUAUUAAAGGGAUGUGGUAAUCCAUAAACCUAUCUGGACCCACUGACAGGCCUUCACAUGACCUUCGGGGAAGUAAUGUGCCAGUUCAUGUUUCAUGUGAUCCUUUUGUGUACUGCUUUGUGCAUAUGUUCCAUAAGUAAUGUUAUUCAAAGGUGUAUUUGUUAUAAAACUUCCACAGUAACAUUUAUAAUGCUUCUUUAUAGACAUUCUGACACAUCAGAAAAAUUGUGGGGGUGUUUUCUGCUUUUAAUACAAUAAACCCUGUGAAAUGUU